AUGGCCCUGCCUCAUGGUAGCACCCAGGCAGAUCAGCCAUCAAGCACCGCCAGCCUUCUGAACCUGACUCCACAAAAUAAUGUGCCACCGUCUGCUGACACACAAGACCCGUUCAAUGGGCUUUCCUUCAAAGUUGGAGUGGCAGAAAAUAAGAACUCUGCCUACAGAGCCAAGAUGGAGGAUGUGCACACCUAUGUCGCCAACUUCGCCGAAAAGCUCGACUGGGGAUACUUCGCCAUAUUCGAUGGACACGCCGGGAAAAGCACUGCUCGAUGGUGUGGAAAUAACUUGCAUACAUUGAUUGAACAAGAGUUGCUAGCUAAAGAGGCGCUGGCAAACUGCGGCCUGGGCGCCUCCCCAUCAGAUCUAUGUGACGUAAAGGAGGUGUUUCAUAAUGUUUUCGUGAAAGCAGACGAGCUCAUUGAGGAAGAAGGGAGCGGGUCUUCUGGAUCCACUGCUGCGGUUGCGAUCUUACGCUGGGAAACUACCGAAGACCAGACUGAGCCGGCAAAGCUGAAGCCAACUAAAUCAGGCAAGAAAUUCGAUUUCGUGCCAGGGCCUCAGCAUAAAAGAAUGUUAUACACAUCGAACGUUGGUGAUCUGCGAAUCGUGAUUUGUCGAUCUGGGAAAGCAUACAGACUAACAUAUGACCAUAAAGCAUCGGACCCAAGUGAAAUUAAGCGAGUGCGAGAAAGAGGAGGACUAAUUGUCAAAAAUAGAGUCAAUGGCGUUCUUGCAAUCACGAGAUCGUUGGGAGAUUCGUACAUAAAAAAUCUCGUUACAGGAAAACCGUUCACUACCUCCACAGAAAUCACAGAAGAGGAUGAGUUUCUAAUAUUGGCCUGUGACGGCGUUUGGGAUGUCAUAAGCGAUACAUACGCCUGCAAGUUCGUUAAAGACAUAUUUAAGCAACAACAACAAAACAACGAACCCAUUGACCCAGCUAGAGCAGCAAAGAGGCUUUGUCAACUAGCCAUCGAUAAGGCGACAACCGACAACGUCACUGCGAUGAUUGUCAAGUUUGAUUCAUCAGUCUUUGACUAG
Molecule: messenger RNA, 1044 nt
Organism: Candidozyma auris
Lineage: Eukaryota; Fungi; Ascomycota; Pichiomycetes; Serinales; Metschnikowiaceae
Gene: PTC1
Product: type 2C protein phosphatase PTC1
Exons: 1
Coding region: 1-1044 (347 amino acids)
Biological process (GO): protein dephosphorylation
Molecular function (GO): protein serine/threonine phosphatase activity; cation binding
Source: RefSeq, a predicted model, not a curated record